Messenger RNA from Oncorhynchus masou masou (cherry salmon), 6378 nucleotides. Its product is annotated as arf-GAP with Rho-GAP domain, ANK repeat and PH domain-containing protein 1-like. The record is from RefSeq and is a predicted model, not a curated record. Gene Ontology annotation, biological process: positive regulation of GTPase activity; signal transduction; regulation of cell shape. NCBI's taxonomy places the organism in Eukaryota, Metazoa, Chordata, Actinopteri, Salmoniformes, Salmonidae. Gene Ontology annotation, cellular component: cytoplasm. The transcript is spliced from 34 exons. Gene Ontology annotation, molecular function: phosphatidylinositol-3,4,5-trisphosphate binding; protein binding; GTPase activator activity. The coding region runs from base 211 to 5124 and encodes 1637 amino acids.
UGGAUUUGUGUCUUUGCUGCUGGAGCUUUCGAAGCGUGAGAAAAAGACAUUGGCGAACUCGCCCUGAAAUAUCCUCAAAUACCACAAAACCUCAACUCCAGUCAGCAGGGAAACGGUUCAAAACACAGAAAAGGUUUGAUCUGAACACUGACUGGACAUACAUACACAUAUAUACACGUAGAGACACACCCACUCAAACACACUGUGGUGAUGUCUGAGGCGGACGGGUGUGUGUCGGUGUGGGAGUGGCUGUGUGUGCUGCAUCUGGACCAGUAUUUCCCAGUGUUCCAGGACGCGGGGUUUGGAACGCUGUUGGAAUGCCAAGGGCUGACCCAGGAUCAGCUAGAGACGAUUGGAAUCACAUUGCCUGGACACCGCAAACGCAUCCUAGCCAGCCUGCAAAAAACACUCCACACAAACACUCUCACACACCCACAGAGUGAGCCUGACGCUCUACACACACACCUGGCUGCAGAGGGAGACCAGAGAGAGGAAGAGAGAGCAGUGUUCACAGACAGACCCAGGCCUGUGGGGAGUGAGAGACCAGUCCCUGCACAGAGACCAGUGUCCAGAGGAGAGAGACUAGUCCUUGCACAGAGACCAGUCCCUAGAGGACAGAGACCAGUCCCUGCACAGAGACCAGUCCCUAAGGAGAGAUCAGUGUCCAGGGAAGGAGAGAGGGAUGGAGAGAGACCAGUCCCUGCACAGAGACCAGUCCCUAAGGAGAGAACGAAGUACCGCUCUGUCCCUGUGGAGACAUUGGACUGUGUCCAGACUUACCCUCGUCCCAACACUACUCCCUGCCCUACCACCCCCCAUUCUAGUGCCCAGGACUCCCCUUUACCCCCCAUCCCACCUCGCAGCACUCCAAACUGCCCCCCACUACGCUUCAUCCCCACCUCCCCUAAAAACUCCCCCACGGCACCCAGAUCUGAACAUAACAACUUAAACACCCCAAUCACUGUACCUCCUCCUCGCCUUACCACCAAUCCCCUCACCUUACCCUCCCCCAGGCCCUGUCCUGCACCUCUGGCUAUCUACCCACCAGCCAGACACUCCCAGCAGGUGUUGGAGGGAGGAAGAAAGCCCUCCCCUGGUUCCCCCUCAUCCUCAUCCUCCUCUUCCUCCUCAUUUGAACGAUAUGACCAGUCAUCAUCUGAUCAAGGCGUGCCUCCCCUCCCCCCUAAAGUCUAUGUGGUGGGGGCGGGCCCUAAAGAGCCUCAUAGUCCUGCUCCAAUCCCACAUCAACCUCCUGUCUUGCCCUCCAGAACCACACGCACACAGAGUGAUGCUCCCGUCGAUGAGCCGCACACGGACCGAACUCAACCACCCCCGUCUCGGACCAAGGAACCCAAUACACCAGUCGGCACGCAGCCUCCUCUGCCCAUGAGAAGGAUCCACCAGCCACGGCCUGAAAUCAGGUCAGGUGACUGUUCAGAUGACUAUGAAGAUCCAGACCAAGUCUUCCCCAAGCCCCAGGCUGUGAACCUGGCAGAAGAUCCAGACCAAAUCUACUCCAAGCUCCAGUCUGUGAACAUGGCAGACAGAGAUGUGUUCCUGCCAGUGCCGGGGUGGGGGAAGGGACGGUACAACUCUCUCUGCAGCGACGAUGAACUAUUGGAUGAUGACAAUGAGCCAAUCAGCAGCCAUCGGAGCUCAUGGCAGGACUAUGGUCUGAGUACGCUCCAGGGUAGUGUCUACCUGCCGGUCAGAGGCAGGGUCCUUGCCCCGCCCCCUAGAGAUGGCACCUCCCCUGAACCCUGCCCUGUUCUAAAGAGUGGCUGGCUGGAUAAGAACCCAACCCAGGGGUCUCUGUACUACCAGAGGAGAUGGGUGAAGCUGGAUGUUGACUACCUGAGAUACUUUGACAACGAAAAGGAGGUAUACUCUAAGAGGAUCAUACCAACAGCUGCCAUUACGGGGGUGACCAACGUGGGGGAGCAGAAGUUUGAGGUGGUCACAGCCAACCGAACCUUUCUCUUCAAAGCCGAGAGCGACUCUGAGAGGAAUGAGUGGGUGGCAGUGCUGCAGAACUUCACUAGGGGGUGCCAGGAAGGCAGCAGGGAGAUGACCUCAUUGGUCCCGCCCUCCUUUCUGACCCCUGAACAGGAGGGCUACCUGGAGCUGAGGGGCCUGCGCUCCAAACUCUACACAGUCGUCUCCGGAGACAAGGUCUUCCUCUACAAGAACAUGGAGGACUACCGCCUUGGCAUCGGUAUCACGUCUAUCGACAUGAAUGUAGGAAACGUGAAAGUCACUGACCGCCGCAGUUUUGAUUUGACCACACCCUACCGCAUCUUCAGUUUUCUAGCGGAUUCGGAACAACAUAAGGAGCAGUGGGUAGAAGCAAUGCGUGACGCAAUUGGAGAAGCUCUGUCCAAUAGCGAGGUGGCUAAGCAAAUCUGGGCGGAGCCUAGCAACUGUUGCUGUGCCGACUGUGGCGCCGCCAAACCUGAGUGGGCUGCCAUCAACCUGUGUGUGGUGGUCUGCAAAUGCUGUGCAGGAGAGCAUCGGGGUUUGGGCCCCAGCAUCUCUAAGGUGCGCAGUCUGAAGAUGGACAGGAAGGUGUGGACAGAGGAGCUUAUACAGGUGUUCCUGUUGCUAGGAAACGAGCGUCUGAACAGGUUCUGGGCGGCGAACAUCCCUCCCAGCGAGGCGCUGAGUCCUACCAGCUGCAGCAAAGCCCGCCGAGAAUUCAUCAGAUCCAAAUACAGACAGGGCAAAUACCGCAAAUAUCACCCCCUCUACGGCAACCAGAGAGAGCUCAACAAUGCCCUGUGUAUAAACGUGCAGUGCAGUGAUGUGCUGGAAACGUUGUGUCUGGUGUUCUGUGGAGCUGAUGUGAACUGUUCUACUGGCCAGACUGCCUGUCCCUCCCCCCUCUCCCUGGCACUCGCACACAACCAGAAACUACAGGCCCAGUUCCUCUCUCACAACCUCAACACAGAGCUGCCUCGUUCGGAGGUGACUGGGGACAUGGAGCCUCAACACUAUUCACCACAGCACCCUGUCACUCACAAUGGCUUCCUUUUCAAGACCGCCUCCAUGGUCCGGCCUAUUACGGAGCGCAAGGCCAAGGAGGAGUUCAGUCGUCGCUGGUGUAUGUUAAAUGAUGGGAACUUUAGUUACUAUGAGAGUGACAAGACCUCCACGCCCAACGGUGCCCUGAAGUCUACAGAGAUAGUCUGUCUGUCUGUCAACACAUCAGAGAGACAUGGCUAUGACCAUACGUUUGAGCUGUACUCUGACUCAGAGCGUCUCUAUCUGUUUGGAACUGACGACCAAGACAGCCACAAGGAGUGGGUCAAAUCCAUCACCAAGAUGUUUAUUCCGUCCAAUGCAGAGGCUCUGUUGAGACUGAGCUUUGAGCGGAUUGGCCGGCUGAAGUACAAGGACGGGUUGAACCUACAGAGCCCUCGGGUUGGCUGGUUCGCGCUGGUUGGCUCCUCCCUCCAUGCCUACCUGGAGGACAGUGAGGAAGAGGAGGAGAUACACCUACGCAAACUACAGGAGCUCUCGAUCCAGCAGGAGAAUGAGGUGCUGGUUCUGGUGGAGAGAGGCAGGACACUGUACAUCGAGGGGGAGAGGAAGCUUGACUUCCAGGGUUGGUGUGUGGGCAUCCAGAAAGCAGCAGGCAGUGCAGGAGACUCUCUUAGUCAGCAGCAACUAACUGAGGCCGACAUCCCUGUUAUAGUGGACCGCUGCAUUGACUAUAUCACACAGUGCGGUCUGACGUCUGAGGGUAUCUACCGAAAGAGCGGUGUGAACAGUCGCGUGGCGGCGCUGUGUGAGGCGUUUCGGCGUGAUGCCCGUAAUGUGCGCCUGAAGGAGGAGGAGCACCAGGUGGACGACGUGUCUAACACACUGAAACGCUUCUUCAGAGAGUCUGGAGAGGGCCUGUUCACCAUACAGGCUGCUAGCGCAUGGCUCAGCACACCUGUGAUCCCAGAGGAGAGCAAGAAGAUCUCUCAGUACCAGCUGCUGCUGAGCCGCCUGCCCAGAGUCAACAAGGCCACGCUACGAGCCCUGGUCAACCACCUCUACUGUGUGCAGCGGUUUGCAGAGCUGAACCAGAUGAAUCUCCAUAACCUGGCUAUAGUAUUUGGCCCAACACUGUUCCAGACCGACGGGAAGGACUACACAGCUGGCCGCGUCGUAGAGGAACUCAUAGAGCACUACACUGACGUCUUUGAGGUGGAUGAGCAGCAGCUGAAAAGGCAGCUGGAUGAGAUCACGGUCAUCAUUAAAGUUCGAGAGAAGUUGAACCUCAACUCCAGCGUUCCUGCGUCGGGGUCAGCAGGUGACUUCAUCUGUACAGUGUACCUGGAGGAGAAGAAGGAGACGGCAGAGCAGCAUGUCAAGAUCCCUGGUUCUAUGACGGCAGCAGAGCUGACCUGUGAGAUUCUGGACCGCCGGAAGAUCCAGGUCAGAGAGAAAGACUACUGGAGCUGCUGGGAGGUCAGCCAGAAGGAGGAGACCGAGCGUCCGUUGCAUCACCUGGAGCGUGUGUUACCCAUCCUACACUCUCUGGGUACCGACUCCCACCUGCUGGUCAAAAAGAACCUGGCCAUGGAGGCCAUACUGGUCUACCUGGCCAGUAAAGUGGAUGUGUCCAAGCACGGGAUGGUGAAGUUCCGGGAGGAGAGGAGCAUUCUGGGAUUGGGACUGAACACCGGCAGCUUCCACGACCGCUACUUCAUCCUAAACACUGUCUCCCUCAGGAUGUACAAGGAAGUGCGGAGUAAUCGUCCAGAGAGGGAAUGGCAGGUGAAGAAUCUGAGGGUCUAUCUAGGCAUCAAGAAGAAACUACGACCACCCACCUGUUGGGGUCUGACCGUGAUCUAUAAAAGUGAAAAACAGGAGAAACCAGAGAAGCAGCAAUGGUAUCUGUGUUGUGACACUCAGACAGAGAUGAGGGAGUGGUUCUCCACCUUCCUCAAUGUCCAGUAUGAUGGUAACGUGUGGCCAGUGGAUGCAGCACAAACACGUGUGACCCGUGCGUUGCCGGUGGAUACGCGUCAUGGUAACGUGGCAUUGAUUCCGUUGCGCGGCAGCGAGAAUGAGAUGAGGAACAGCGUUGCAGCUUUCACCGCCGACCCGCUUGGCCUCUUUAGAGAUGUCUGAUAAUGGGGCCAGACAAGGGGAGAGACCACUAGCUAUAGAACCCACAAACUCUUCAGAACAUUCCAGUAAUGCCCCUCCCCCCCCACACACACACACACCUGUGCCUAUAAACUGGACCUCUAAGCAGGGGAAGCAGGUGUGUCAUGAGGAGAGAGAGACUGUUACCAGAGUGCCUUUUACAACUGCAGUGCACCCUGGGAUACAUGGAGGGCCUGGAAGACGUUCCUGGUAUAGACUGAGGGAGGGACAGACCUACAGACGGUUACUGGAGCAGCCUGACAGUACAGACUUUGUCUCUCUGAGAGGCCUGGAGAACCUGUGACAGGUGGGAGAUAAUGGAAUGAUCUUCACUGGCAAUCCAGCCUUCAGUGUCCCCAUAUAUCCCAUAAUAACUCUAUCCCUUCCUCUAAACAUGUCGAUCUCCCUGUUUUUAACUCUCCCCCUCAUCUACACCUCUCUGAGACUCCCCCAUCUAUAAAGUGUUCACCCCACUCCCCAGUGUUCUCCUUCCCUGUUUUCUAGACUUGUGUAAUUAUUUAUUUCUCCAGCAGAGGGAGCAGCAUAUGAACAUAAGGGGGACAACCAUGACCAUUAUUCAACAUUUAAGUUGGUUCCACUAGUCAAGAGGGAGCCAUAGAGACGUGUCCAAGUUGAUUUAUGUAGUGACGUCAUUACUCCCAACUCUAGGCCAAACCUGUAUAUACACACACACACACACACACACACACACACACACACACACACACACACACAGACCCUCAUAACUGUUUUUGGACAAGAAAAGAAGUGCUCACUAUGUUUACCAUUUGUCUAAGACUGUGGUGUCCUUCCUGUCUGCUACUCUGUACACUUUAAUAAAUGUUUCAGUCAGAACUACAUUCCUAACUCAGUGAUGACAUGUGGAGGGGUCCGUAAGGAGAGCAUUAUUAAACACCUGACCGUGUGGUUAACCAACCUGUUCUCCUGAGCUCACAUUCUGUUUCAAUGAGCACAGUGAUGAGUCUGGUUUCACAACUGACUGACUGGUCAGAAAAUGGUCUACUUUUCUGGGGACGCAACAACACGCACAAGUGGUGUAUUCUCAUGAAUGUGAACCUAACACUCUCAAUCAUCAUAUUAAAUGUAACAUGACAGCUUUAACCUGCCUCUGUCUUAUAACUGUAUCUAAGUGAAAGUAACUUUUGUAAAUUCUGCAGUUGUUCAGAUGGUAACUGUAGGUAUGAAUUUCAAUAAAUAAAGUCAAUGUUAUUUGGA